This is a messenger RNA of Dicentrarchus labrax (European seabass), 1892 nucleotides long. RefSeq names its product F-box protein 45 (gene fbxo45). The coding region runs from base 179 to 1048 and encodes 289 amino acids. Gene Ontology annotation, cellular component: synapse; SCF ubiquitin ligase complex. The transcript has 3 exons. NCBI's taxonomy places the organism in Eukaryota, Metazoa, Chordata, Actinopteri, Moronidae. The record is from RefSeq and is a predicted model, not a curated record. Gene Ontology annotation, biological process: synapse assembly involved in innervation; proteasome-mediated ubiquitin-dependent protein catabolic process. Gene Ontology annotation, molecular function: protein binding.
CGCUUCCAUUCAGCCAUUGAACUGGGAAGAGUAGGGUACAUACUGUUGUGAUUUUAGUGCGUGCUAUAUGUGAUUUUAUAGGUAAAAUGUUGAUAUUUAUCUUAUAUUAGGAAUCAUUCUACGGUGUAAGGUGAAACUCUUCGGUCGGCUGGUGUCGUCGGUAAAGAGCAGGAGUACAAUGUCUGGAGCGGCCGGUGGAGGAGGAGGAUCCUCCUGUCUGGGCGCAGCAGCGGCAGCCAGUUGCAGCUCCGCCGGCUCUCCCUACGCUCCUGCAGCCGGAGGAGGUGCAGGGGUGGCCGGGAGGUUGCCAGCUCGGGUUUUGGAGCAUAUUUUCUCCUAUCUGGAGCUCUCCGACUUGAUGUGUUGUGCGUUGGUCUGCUGGCACUGGAACAAUAUUCUGGCGGAUGAAAACAGCGAGGUGUGGCGCAGCCUCUGCAGCCGGACUCUGAGCGACGAAGCUCUGCGGUCUGACAUCCUGUGCAACCUGCCCACCUACAAGGGGAAACUCAUGGCCUUUCAACAUGGUCUGAGCUCCCACGACUGCUCCCGCAAUGUUUACGUGAAAAAGAAUGGCUUCACCCUCCACCGCAACCCUAUCGCCCAGAGCACCGAUGGUGCACGUGGCAAGAUUGGCUUUUUGGAAGGGAGGCACGCCUGGGAGAUCUGGUGGGAAGGCCCUCUCGGCACAGUGGCAGUGAUAGGCAUCGCCACGAAGCGGGCGUCCAUGCAGUGCCAAGGCUAUGUGGCCCUGCUGGGCAGUGAUGACCAGAGCUGGGGCUGGAACCUGGUCGACAACAACCUGCUUCAUAAUGGGGAGGUCAAUGGAAAUUUCCCACAAUGUAACAAUGCGCCAAAAUAUCAGAUCGGGGAGAGAAUACGAGUGAUUCUAGACAUGGAUGAUAAGACGUUAUCCUUCGAGAGGGGUUUUGAGUUUCUUGGGGUAGCGUUUCGUGGACUGCCCAAAACCUGCCUGUUCCCUGCUGUCUCUGCAGUAUACGGCAACACUGAAGUCACCAUGGUGUACCUGGGGAAACCUCUGGACGGCUAGAAGCAGAGUAACCACUAUUAGAACUCACAGGCCACUGCUGGACGUUUUCUGUCAACAGACGACAGACGACCCUGUUUGUUGCACCGUUUCCAAAGGUUUUGGAGGCCAAGUGUUUUCUCCCAAGCAAAAUGACUCUGUUCACAUACACAAAGAGAACUGUUGGCAUUUCUCUCCCAGCUCGACAUGAGGAGUCAGACGAACUACAGGGAAAAGGAGUGUGUGGGAACUGUCAUAAACACAUUUCUGUAUCAACGUGGAAGUGUCCACUUUUACAGUUUAGCUGCUGGACUGUUUUAUUUACAGGAUAGGGGAACAUUAUUUAAUUCCAUGCAAUUCAGGCUAACAAUGCUGAAUAUUUACUUGAGGUUUUAUGCGUGUUUGAAUGAGGCCAAAACUAUUCUAAACGGUGGCAAAUACUUUAAGACAUCAUUUUAACAUGUGAUAAACAGUAGUCCUCAAUAGCUAUCUGUUGUAUGAAUUAAUGGAAACGGCUCAUUGUGGAUUAACACAGUUUAACUAUUAACAAUGACUGGAUUACAAUGGUUAUAUGCCAAAUCAAUGUGACCUGAUGUUAUAUUUUGCUAUAGGCAAACAGAGGACAUGCGGACCAGCUGUCAUGCACGUGCAUGGAUACUGGCGUAUGGACUAUAACAUCUGCCAUUUAAAAAUACCUAUCCAGUAAUGGUGGAAAAUAUACUUGUAUCAUGUUAAUGUGUGUCCUUUUUAAUGUGCUACCGUAGUAUUACACACUAUUUAUUUCUUGGUUUUUAUCUAUGGUACUAUAGAUACUGUAUGGUUAUAAGGCCUGAAAAUAAAGUCUACAUGGUGCCACUCUUAGAAUUAA